Molecule: messenger RNA, 2452 nt
Organism: Corylus avellana
Lineage: Eukaryota; Viridiplantae; Streptophyta; Magnoliopsida; Fagales; Betulaceae
Source: RefSeq, a predicted model, not a curated record
AAAUGUUAUAAGCAGCAAUAAAUGAACUCUACAUCAAUUUUAAGAGAAAAAAAGAAAAAAGAAACAUGGUAUAACUUUGAAUAAUUUCUUCAAAGUUAGAAGGAAGGAUGAGAGAAUGACUAGAGAAAGAAACGAAUCAUUUAUGUGUUGCCGAACACACCCAGAAUUACUUCUCAAUAUAAUUAGCACCAAAAUUUACAUCCCCGUUAGCUAAAGAUAUCCGCUUUCUUUAUUUCCAUUGAUUAUAUUAUUCUAUCAUUUUUCAAUAAGCUCCGAAGUUUAUCUUCAUGCAUAAAGGAUACUAGAUUUCCUUGUGUGGAAUUGUUAAUACGCUAGCUCACCGAACCUGUUUCGCCUCCUUCCUUCCAUUUCCUUUCAUUUCUUCCAUUACAAAGAAGAAGACAUGGCCGAGGUGGGAGGAGUUCUUCUCUCUGCUGUCUUGCAGGCGUUAUUUGAAAAAGUGACUCGCGAGGUGCUUGACUUCUCCCAGGGACGAAAACUCGCCGAUGGGACCUUAAGAAAGCUGAAGAUAGCAUUGCUGUCUGUGAACGCGGUGGCCGAGGACGCAGAGGAGAAGGAACUCACGAAGCCUGCUGUGAAAGUGUGGCUUGAUGAGCUGAAAUGUGCUGUUUUUGAUGCAGAAGACAUCUUGAAUGAGAUUGAUACAGAAAUCCAGAUACGCAAGUUGGGUGCUGACGAGUUUCAGUCAACUCCAAGGAAGGUACGAUACAUUGUCUCUACUUUUCUUAAUUCUUUUUUCAAGCAGAUACAACGGAAGGUGGAAAGGGUACUUGACCGAUUAGAAUAUCUAGAAAAACAAAAGAAAUAUUUAUUAGGUGAUGAAAGAGAAGGUCGUGGAGGGAAAUCUGUAGAAAGAUUUCCCAGGACUUCUUUGGUUGAAGAAUCUUGUAUUUUCGGUAGGGAUUAUGAUAAGGAGGCAGUAAUUAACUUGUUGCUCUCGCACGAUGCAAGCGGAGGUGAGAUGUGUGUGAUUGGCAUAGUGGGUAUGGCGGGAAUUGGCAAGACCACCCUUGCUCAGCUCAUAUACAACGAUCGGAGGGUGAGGGAGCAUUUCGACCUUGAAGCAUGGGUAUAUGUUUCACACGAGUUUGAUUUGUUCAGCAUAACGAAAACAAUUUUAGAGGCAGUAACUUCGUCAACUUGUGAUAUUAAGGAUCUGAAUCGGCUUCAAGUUACACUGAAGGAGAAGUUGAUGGGAAAAAAAUUCCUGCUUGUUUUAGACGAUGUAUGGAAUAAGAAUUAUGUUGAUUGGGAGAUCUUAAGCAAACCCUUUAAAUUUGGGGAACAAGGAAGCAGUGUGAUUGUAACAACACGUGAUAAUGAUGUUGCAUCUGUUGUACGCUCUAGGAGUCAUUGUCUGAAAAGGCUAUCAGAAGAUGAUUGUUGGGCGGUAUUUGCAAACCAUGCAUUUCACAAUGUGGCAAGUCCAGAGCUAGAGGCAGUAGGCAGACAGAUUGUGAAAAAGUGUGAGGGCCUACCUUUAGCCGCAAAAGCAAUCGGGGCCCUCUUGUGGUCGAAAUUGGAUGUUGAUGAAUGGGACAAAAUACUGAACAGUGAGAUAUGGGAUUUACCAAUUGGCGAGACACACAUUCUUCCAUCUUUAAGGUUAAGUUACAAAUAUCUACCCUCACAUCUAAAGCCAUGCUUUGCUUAUUGCUCAAUAUUGCCAAAGGGUUAUGCCUUUGAAAAAGAUCGAUUAGUCUUGCUAUGGAUGGCUGAAGGUUUCUUGCAAGAACCAAAAAACAAAACAAUGGAAGAAGUUGGCAAUGAUUACUUCUUAGAUCUUGUAUCAAGAUCAUUGUUUCAACAAUCAAGUGGUGAUAAAUCAUGUUUUGUAAUCCACGAUCUUGUCAACGACUUAGCAAAGUUUGUUUCUGGACAAUUUAUCUUUAGGCCGGAGGGUGUCAGUUUUCAUGGAAUUGUGAACACGACUCGGCACUUGUCGUAUUUUAGAACAAGAUUUGAAAACUUCGAGAAGUUUGAGGCUCUUUUUGAGGUUAAGCGGUUGCGCACCUUCUUGCCAUUAGAAUUCUCCAUAUUGGACAACAAUUUAUCUCAAAAGGUACCAAAUGUUCUAUUGCCGAAGCUAAGAUGUUUACGGGUACUCUCUUUGUCUCAUUAUGAAAAUUUGGCUAACUUGCCUAAGUCAAUUGGCAAAAUUAAACAACUACGUUAUUUGGACAUUUCUUUUACUGCAGUUAAAAGGUUACCUAAUUCAGUGUGUAAGUUGAUCAAUUUGCAAACACUCAACUUGUCAUGGUGUAACAAUCUAGUUGGAUUGCCUAGGGAUAUGCGGAAACUCAUUAAUCUACGUCAUCUUGAUAUUACUAGAACUGACAUAAUGGAGAUGCCGACACAAUUGGGUAGCUUAAGAAGUCUACAAACGUUGACAAAAUUUAUUAUCGGCAGCUGUAAUGGUUGGAUUGCCUAG